UGUGUGUGUGUGUGUGUGUGUGUAGGUAGGUAGGUAGGUUGAUGUCACUCAAUCCUGGGUUGAGAUAGGGUCUUUAACUGUUCUGAGCUUGCCUGGUGGGCUGCCUGUCUACUUUCUACUUGGCCCAGGGACCGUCCUGUCUCUGCCUCCCCAUUGUUGUCACGUUGUGACCACACCCAGCUUUUUACAUGGGACUUGGAAAUGGUACUUAUUUCAAUUAGGGUUUCUAUUGUUGAAAAGAGACACUAUGACCAUGGCAACUCUUAUAAAGGAAAACAUUUCACUGGGGGCAAUUGGGGCUGGUUUACAGAUUCAGAGGUUUAGUCCAUUUUCGUCUUGGCGGGAAGUAUGGUGGGCAGCACACAGGCAGACAUGUUGCUGAGGGAGGAGCCAAGAGUUCCACAUCUGGAUCAGGAGGCAGCAGGAAGAGAGACACUGGGCCUGACUUUAGAGUUUUAAAAACUCUAAAGCCCAUUUCCAGUAACACACUUCCUCCAACAAGGCCCCACCUACUCCAACAAGGCCAUUCGUUCUAAUCCUUUCAAAUAAUGUCACUCCCUAUGAGCCUCUGGGGGCCAUUCUCCUUUAAACCACUACAGAACCUAAUUCCUCACACCUGUGUGGCAAGUACCUUAAUGACUUGGCCAUCUCCCCAGCCCUAAGUGAGUGUCCCAACCUUUUGACACUACCCUAUCAUCAUAAUGUCAUCUACAAAUGUUUUAGACCAGUCACAGCUCCUGGGAUGGGUGUGGCCUGGCAGCUCAGCAGGUAAGCAGAUACACAGGAAGGUGACAGCGGGACAACAGUGCUGCCGCCCUGAUAGUAAGAAGGCUCAGCCGGUAGAGGUGUUUACUUCAAACGCCUGACUACACUUGCGUUCUCAGGAACCCAGGCUAUACAGGCGCCAUGACGCAGCAGCCCCAGGAGGACUUCGACAGGAGUGUGGAGGAUGCCCAGGCAUGGAUGAAGGCAGUACAGGAGCAGCUUCAGGUCAAUGACAACACGAAGGGGCCCCGAGCAGCCCUGGAGGCGAGGCUGCGAGAGACAGAGAAAAUCUGUCAGCUGGAGCCUGAGGGAUGCAUAAAGGUGGAACUGGUCCUGCGGGCAGCUGAGGCCCUCUUGGCAACUUGCCAGGAGGGCCAGAAACCUGAGAUCCUGGCCCGGCUGAGGGAUAUCAAGUCUCAGUGGGAGGAGACGGUCACCUACAUGACUCACUGCCACAGUCGCAUCGAGUGGGUGUGGCUGCACUGGAGCGAGUACCUGCUGGCCCAGGACGAGUUUUACCGAUGGUUCCAGAAGAUGGUGGUCACGCUGGAGCCCCCCGUGGAGCUGCAGCUGGGCCUGAAGGAGAAGCAGUGGCAGCUGAGCCACGCCCAGGUGCUGCUGCACAAUGUGGACAAUCAGGCUGUGCUCCUGGACAGGCUGCUGGAGGAGGCGGGCUCCCUGUUCAGCAGGAUCGGGGACCCCAGCGUGGAUGAAGAGGCCCAGAAGAGGAUGAAGGCAGAGUACGAUGCCGUGAAGGCCAGAGCUCAGCACAGGGUGGAGCUCCUGGCCCAGGUGGCCCAGGACCAUGAGCAGUACCGGGAGGACGUGAGCGAGUUCCAGCUGUGGCUGAAGGCGUUGGUGGAGAAGGUGCACGGCUGCCUGGGGCGGAACUGCAAACUGGCCACCGAGCCUCGCCUCUCUGUGCUGCAGGACAUCGCCAAGGAUUUCCCUAGGGGUGAGGAGUCUUUGAACAGAUUGGAGGAGCAGGCUGUGGGUGUCAUUCGGAACACCUCUCCUUUGGGUGCAGAGAGGAUCUCAGGGGAGCUGGAGGAGAUGCGGAUGGUCCUGGAGAAGCUGAGAGUCCUCUGGAAAGAGGAGGAAGGAAGGCUGCAGGGCCUGCUCCAGUCCAAGGGGGCCUGUGAGCAGCAGAUCCAGCAGCUGGAGGUGGAACUGGGAGAGCUCAAGAAAGUUCUUCAGAGGCUGGCCCAGCAAGGCUUGGAGCCCACAGUGAAGACGGCCACAGAGGAUGAGCUAGUGGCCCACUGGAGGCUGUUCUCGGGGACUCGGGCUGCACUGGCUUCAGAGGAACCCCGUGUAGACCGGUUACAAACUCAACUAAAGGAACUUGUCAUCUUCCCGGACCUGCAGUCACUCUCUGAUAGCGUGGUGGCUGCCAUUCAGGAAUACCAAAGUAUGAAGGGUAAGAAUGCCAGGCUCCACAAUGCGACCAGGACGGAGCUAUGGCAGCGUUCCCAGCGGUCCCUCAAUGACCUGCAGCUAUGGAAGGCGCUGGCCCAGAGGCUCCUGGACAUCACCACCAGCCUGCCGGACCUGGCCUCCAUUCACACUUUUCUACCCCAGAUUGAGGCAGCCCUAACAGAAAGCUCCCGCCUGAAAGAGCAGCUGUCAAUGCUGCAGCUGAAGACAGACCUGCUGGGCAGCAUCUUUGGCCAGGAGAGAGCAGCCACCCUCCUGGAGCAGGUGACAGGCUCUGUGAGGGACAGAGACCUACUGCAUAACAGCCUUCUUCAGCGGAAGAGCAAACUUCAGAGCCUGCUUGUUCAGCACAAGGACUUUGGGGUAGCUUUUGAUCCUCUGCACAGGAAGCUCCUAGACCUCCAAGCCAGGAUCCAAGCAGAGAAAGGGCUUCAGCGGGACCUUCCUGGAAAGCAGGUCCAGCUCCUAAGGUUGCAGGGGCUGCAGGAGGAGGGGCUGGAUCUGGGGACACAGAUCGAGGCUGUGAGAUCUCUUGCCCAGGGGAACUCUAAGUACCAGCACAAGGUAGACCAGAUCUCCUCUGACCAGCAAGCCCUGCAGAGGUCCCUGGAGUUUUGGAGCCAGGCCCACAGAGUGGUGCAGCUCACAUUGCGGUGGAGUUUCUCACCUCAACUAACAAACCUAGGCAACCCUUCAGAGACACGGCCAGAGGACCUUGUGGACAGGUGCCAGCAGAAUGUACGGGAACACUGUACCUUCAGUCACAGGCUGUUGGAGCUCCAGCUGUGGAUCACCAUGGCCACACAGACGUUGGAGUCACACCAAGGGGAUAUGCGUCUGUGGGAUGCAGAGUCCCAAGAGGCUGGACUCGAGAGGCUGCUGUCUGAAAUCCCAGAGAAAGAGGUCCAGCUCUCCCUGCUCCAAGCACUGGGCCAGCUUGUGAUGAAGAAGUCUUCUCCAGAAGGGGCAGCCGUGGUCCAGGAGGAGCUGAGGAAGCUGAUGGAGUCUUGGCAGGCCUUGCGACUGCUAGAGGAGAGCAUGCUGAGUCUCAUGAGGAACGAGCAGCUGCAGAGGACGGAGGUGGACACGGGGAAGAAGCAGGUUUUCACCAACAACAUCCCAAAGGCUGGCUUUCUCAUCAACCCUCAGGAUCCCAUUCCCAGGAGACGGCAUGGGGUGAACCCACCAGAAGAACACGACCUCCAUGAAGAUCAUCCCCAGCUCCUGAGGGAAUUUGAACAGUGGCUACAGGCAGAAAACUCCAAGCUACUUAGAAUCACCACAAUGAGAACAGCCACAGCCAAGGACUUGAGGACCAGAGAGCUUAAGCUGCAGGAGCUGGAGGCUCGGAUCCCAGAAGGACAGAUCCUCUUUGAGAACCUGCUUCGUCACAGACCAGCAAGGGACCCCUCCAAUGAGCUGGAAGAUCUGCGAUACCGGUGGAUGCUCUACAAGUCCAAGCUCAAGGGCUCCGGCGACCUGCUGACGGAGAGUUCUCCAGGGGAGCUGACUGCAUUCCAGAAGAGUCGGCAGCAGAAGCGGUGGCGGAGUCCCUGCUCUCUCCUACAGAAAGCAUGCCGCGUGGCACUGCCGUUGCAGCUUCUGCUCCUGCUCUUUCUGCUGCUGCUGUUCCUGUUGCCAGCGGGCGAGGAGGAGCGCAGCUGCGCCCUGGCCAACAACUUCGCUCGCUCUUUUGCGCUCAUGCUGCGGUACAACGGCCCUCCGCCCACCUAGCCCACCGGCGGGCGCACAGGUGACCUUCUGCAGUCCCUCUGAACCUGGCUGCUGGGGGCACGAUAGCCAUUCAGACACCCAGAGCAGCCUUAGACCAAAUGUUGUAUCUGUUCCCAGAACAAACUUGCCUUUUCUACGAUGCUGCUUCUGUCUAUUUAUACUAAAUGUGCACUGUGUGUGGUUAGGGAAUAUGUACAGAAUUUUUAUAUGCCAUGUAACUUCAGCUGCAAUGUCUCUUUGUGCCUAGGGAAGCCCCUGGCAGUGUGUUUCUCUAGUAGGAUUUGUGGCACUUGUGCCAUAGCGUCCUGUCAUCCCUGGGGGACAGGAAAAAUCACAGGUUACAUCGAUGACAUCUGACCCCCAGAAAUCCAGAUGUUGCUGAAGAGCCUCUGACUGCUUGCCAUAGCUGAACGGAAUUAGAGUCCUGGGACGUAUGUAUGUGGCUGUUUUUAAAGACAUACUGCUAAAUAGAGAAGCCAUGAUGGCCGUACUCUGGCUCAGCCAGAGCAGUGACACGUGUCAGAGGGAUACUGAGAGAGCAACAGAAGAACUGUAAAGAUGGGACCCAACUGAGCUCCACAAAAUGAUGGUGCCUAGUGCCCAACCCCGGCACAGCAGCCACUGACAACACAGACCAUCGAGGAAUGCCUGUGACCAUGACCAGGACCCCAUGUCUUCAGGAAGCAGCGGGUUCGAUUUGUGUGUUUUCUCCAGGAGAAAGAAAAAGAUGAACUUGAUUUUUUAUUCUGAUGCACAAGGGUGAAGCACUUUGCAGUGGCCUGUGACAUCGUAGCUGUGAGCUGUCUACAGCCUAGGGCACGAGCCCAGAGCAGAGUAGAAAUAGUUCCCCACCAAGCCAGGCAUCAUCCACCCAAAGCAGAGAGGAGAGACUCAGGCCACCGAAGGGGACUCUCUUCCCUUCCAAGAAGGAACCUCGCAGGCUGGUGGAUCUACAAGGCUGGGCAGGUCCCACCUUCCUCGAUGGGCCCAGGACUCACAGUCUGACUCCAGGCAGGAACGGGCAUGGGGAGCCCCAGGCACGGGUGGAAGAUUUCCAGUUAUGCCCAAGGCUGGAAACAUAACUAGGGAAUUCUGGGAUGAUUCCUAAGUGCUUUAAAACUGGAUCAGGUUCACCCUGAACUGACACUUUUUUUUUAAACCUCUAGAAAAAUACUUAACACUCCCUUUUUACAGACAGAAUAUAUUGGGUCUUGGGGUGUGUAUGUAUGUAUGUAUAUGUGUGUGGGGGUGUGUGUGUGUGUAUGUGUGUAUUCUCAAGCCUCAUUAUCAUCAUCAUCAUCAUCAUCAUCAUCAUCAUCAUCACUAUCAGUGUUACAGAGUAGCACUUUAAACACAGCAAAUACUGAGGCCCUAAGAGGGACUGAACUCUCAGGUCACCACACUUAUACUGGCAUCAGGCCCUACCAUGUGCAGCUUUCGUCUUAGCAUGGUGCCCAGUAAAGGCUGGAUAUCAGCCAACAGGAAAGCAGCAUCUUGGGUGACCCUGACUUGGUCUGUAACCCCAGUCACAAGGCCCUCCCUGCACUUGGCCAGUUUGCUGGGAGAUCAGAGGCUGGUGACCUCAGUCAGACCCAGAUAGCCGAGCCCUGACCUCAGACCCAGGUAGCUGAGUCCCGAUGUUCACCAAGAUGUUCAUUGGUCCACCACUUGGUCAGAACUGUGGCAAGGGCCAUCGAUACUUCCAUAUUCACUUUCCUAUUCCAAAAGUAAGAAACCUGAGGCCCAGAGAGGGGAAGCUACUCACCCAUAGUUCCACAGCAAGAACCUAUAAAGCCGGAAAUGGACUGGUUCCCAGUCUGGAGGUGAUACUGGGUUCGUUACAGCAAACCUCCCCACACUGCUCAACUGCUCAGUGAUGGAGCACUUGCCUAGAAGGUGAGUCCUGAGCUCCACAUGUAUCUUGGAGAGAGAGAGAGACAGAGAGACAGACAGAGAGACAGAGAGAAAGACAGAGAGAGAGAGAGGAGCUGUUUGCUAUGAAUGUGGGCGUGUCUCCUGGUAAAUGCUGGGGAGGGUCAAACUGCAUACAUGGGUGGGGGUGGGGCAGGUGGGAAGGUGCCUGUGUUUUUAACUAUUGACAAUGACACUGUGGAUUGCUUGCUUGUUGUGUAACUUUUUUUUAACAGAGGGGACUGAUAUUUUUAUUACUUUCAUAUGAGUAUAGCUGGAACAUGCUAGCCAUUUCUGGGCGCUUUUCAGAUGUAGUUUCUUUUGCUUAAAAUGGGGACAGACACCUGCUACUAUGAUGUUGUGUCCUAGCCAGUUAUCAAAGAGAGCUGGAAGGAGUCCCUGGAGAGACGUAUCAGGUCUCUGGGGUGUGUGUGUGUGUGUGUGUGUGUGUGUGUGUAUGCAUAUGUGUCAGUGCAUGUGCAUGCAUGUAUGUGAGUGUACAUGUGUGUGUAUGUACAUGCAUGAGUGAUUGUGUUUAUGCAUGUGUGUAUGCACAUGGAUAUGUACAUAUGUAUGUAAGUGCAUGUUUGAGUGCAUAUGUGUGUAUACAUGCGUGAUGUGUAUGUGCAUGUGUGAAUGUAUGUGUGUAUUUGUAUGUGCGUGUAUAUGUAUGCACCCGCAUGUAUGUACAUUCGUGUGUGAGUGUAUGUCUAUGUGCAUGUGAGUGUUCGUAUGUGCAUGUGUAUGUAUGCACCUGUAUGUGUGUACACUCAUGUGUGAGUGCAUGUGUGUGUGCAUGUGUGUGUGCGUGUGUGUGUGUGUGUUCCUGUUCCUUUGUCCUGCAGACUGCUCACGUAUAAUCCUCAAAGGCUGGCCCAUGAAAGCAUAUGUGUGAGGAUCCAUUGCCAAUAUCAAUGCCAUUGGUCCCCUCACCCGUGUGUCCCCUCCUGCCCUUCUCUGCCCCAUCCUUUCUCUGAGAGCAAUGGUGCAUUUAGGGGCAGAGUAUGUCUAUAACACGAUGGAGUAAGUGGACUUAGUGGUCAUGACUGCAGGGGAGCUAUAAAGCCCCGGAGGUUCUGGCAGAAAGGGCAAAGGGGCUGCGCCUAGACAUGGGAGAUGACAUCUGGGGGAGCUGGCACCAAAGGGCUGGCAUUUAAUUGAUUCCCAUGCUGCCCACCCCGAUUCAAGCCUGAGAGUUCUUCACCCCUAAAGGUGAGCUGAGAAACCAAGGCAUUUGAAGCUAUGAAGCCGCUUGCCCACAUUCUGGUGAGAAUUGAAUCCAGGGUUAUUGAACCCUGAAGCUCAUACCAGGAGGAGAGGGCUUUGGGUCAGUGCUACCAACUGCAGUGUUCAUGGCUUCUGGGAGUAGUUUCACUGAGUGGCAGCCCUGCCUUCAGCUCUGCUGGGGUGGGGUUAGCUUCCGGUGAGCCAGCCUGGGGCUCUUUGAGGAUUCACCUCAGUAGUCCUCAUCAUCAUCCUCACACUGCUCCCAGAGGCAGGACUUGCCACUCACCCUGGAGCUCUGCCCCACCAUGAAGUCUUCCAUCAUUGUCCCUGUGGGACCAGUGUCCCAAGAUGCUUUAAAGGAAGGAAACUUGGGUCGUUCUGCAGCCUGGACAAGGAGAUUGACAGGCCCUUAGUGAGCUACUGCUGGAAGACCAAGUGCCAAUGGGGUGGCUCUCAGGUCGCCUGACAGCAAGAGGGGCUGAGGGGACCUUUUUUCCUUUAUACAGAGUGGAGCCAGGACCGACCAGAUCAACAGACUCGGCAGAAGGCUUGAGAAUCUGUGCUUGAGCUGGUCAGGUUUGGGUAGCCAGGUGGGAAACAGGCAGAGGAGAGCAGAGCCAGAGACCACAGAGGCUGAGGGCCACCAAUGCACACUCAGUGUUAAGGGGCCAGACUUUAUGUUGCUUAUGUUUAUACCACUGUUUAAGAAAGGAGACAGGAAGAGGCGGGUAGACAAGAGAGAAGGAAAGAGGAAGGGAGGGAGGGAGGGAGGGAGGGGAGAGAGAGAGAAGAUAGACAAUAGAUGGAUGGGUGGAUAGGUGGGUGGGUGGGUGGAUGGGUUAGUGGGUGGAUGGAUGAAUGGAUAGAUAGAUAGGUGGUAGAUUGAUGGAUGGAUGGAUGGACAGACGGACAGAUGGAUGGAUGGACAGACAGAGGAAGUGUCACUAUCCCCUCUUCAUUCUAACUCACAUAACAAACCCUUAAAGUUCUUUCUUGUGGUCAUACAUGUUGGAACAUUAGGGUAAACAAAGUGUAGGCCCUGCCCCUCAGAUCUCCUAGACGAGAAGGUGUCUGUUCUGUAUAAGGAGCUGAGCCCAGACCAGGACCUUGGCCCUUGACUUAGCUCAAAUGCACUCCCAAAGGUGCUGCUCAACCUACCAGGAGCUCAAAGGCCAUGGUGGAGAUGCGGGGAUCUGGGGAGGGAUAUGUGGGAAGGAGCCUCACAGCCUCUGUUAAUUAAAUAUGGUUGUGACUGUGAGGGCCAUGGAGAUCUACUGGGAAGGCCAGAGGAGGACCGGGAGAAUGUCAGGGCCAGGAGACCGUAUGGAGGAGAGAUGUGGGCCGUUCCCUCCUUUACUGUGUCCUUGGCAGAUCACUGAGCCACCCUCUCUCUAGCCUGAAGAGACUUCCUGGUCGUCAAAAUACUUCCAGUGUUUACUCCUAGUUUGUCCUGUGGAGAAAGUACCUGCUUGUCAUUCUAAUACUGAAUCCUAGUCCCCACAAAAGGCAAAAUUCUUGUCUACCUCUUCCGCCAACCCCACACAUUAGAACAUUCCAGUAAAAUCCACCUUUUCUUAGGAGGGAGAAAAGGUGGAAUAGAUCAGGAUGGUACCCAGGUUAUCAGCCACUAUUGGGACAAGAACCCCAGGUUCACCCAGAGCCCCACAUCUCUGUUAGAAUUUAGGGGCCCUUUGACGUCCCUGUGCUGCCUGCACAGGCAGCCCCUGCUAGCUGGCGGGAGUCCCUGAGCCCUUCAUGUGCUCCUGGAACACCCAUCCCGGGAGUGCAGAGGCAGCAUUCCCCUGUCCUGCAGAGCUUGGGCCGAGCUAAGUCUUCUGGGAAGCUCACAGUAACUCAGUCACUCUUAGCCAUGAGGAGCUCCUGGGAGCAAAUCCUGGAAAGAGAAAGGGAGUCACAGCUUUUCCAGACCAGCCCUCUGACCUUCUAGCAGGUCACUGAGACCCAUCAUCGCCCUAUAGACAGCACUGGAGCCUCUCUAGUACAGGGCUGCAACCAAAGGACUUCCGAUCAGCCGACAUUUCCCCCUCAGCCCCGAGGCAUGAAAAGAGGACCUUCCAUUUACCAAAGAAGAACAAGGGAGAGUUGUUUUCAAAAACAAAACAGAAGAACCAAGCCUGGAAUCUCCUAGCACAAGUCUUAUAGGACAGCCCACAGGUUUAGUGUUCCCCAGGUACCUUCCUGCCUUUUGGUUCCUGUGGUAACAUCAUAGGUGCUCAGAGGAUGGUACUGGGGCAUCCCUGAACACAGGAGACAGCAAUGGCAGAGGGAGUCGGCUUCCUAAGAGAUCCCAGGCAUCCUUUCUGGAAUGGUCAUUGUUAACAGCCAGGCCACCUGGAGUCCUGGUGACAUUAUGUGGCUGUGGGACAGAGCCUGCAGACUCUCAUCUAGUUCUGAGGGAGGAGAGCAAAAGAGGCCCGUAAGGAAGGGCCUGAAAUACAGCCCAACUCCAGAGAUGCUGGGUUGUGGAGCCAAGAGCGAAGUUUAGGUGCUGAACCCAGAGCACACAAAAGGCCUUGAAACCUGACUAAAACCAGCCAGGCAGUGGGGUAAGUGAGACGUUUGGAAUUUGAGCCCAGAGGUGAGAAGGUUUUCAGGUGCUUUCCUGCCACUGUGUAGAAUUUGCUUUCAUUUUUGGUGGCUUUUUUUCUUUGCCUUAGAGGCCACAGGCCACUGUUACUCCAGCAUCUGGUCAGAUGUUACUCCAGCCUGUUAGAAGGUGCCAUUUCCGUGCAGGGCUGCAAGCUUUCUCCCCUGUGUCUCCUCUGCCAGCAAGCUCUUUGACUUCCAUUGCCAACGGGAGCACCAGGAUAGAGUGCCAGGGGCAGGGGCUGGAAACACACAGGCCAGGAGUGUCAGGGGCAGAUGCAGGAGAGAAGUUGCUUGUGGGCCACAUUCUUCCAGGAGAGCAAAGAUUCAGGGGCUCCUGGGAUGAAGAGGGGGACAAGGAAGGCAUGUGUGUGUGUGUGUGUGUGUGUGUGUGUGUGUGUGUGUGUGUGUGCCUGUGUGUGCCUGUGUGUUGCAUAAGUGUGUUUAGGUGUCUAGAACAAUCGAAUUCAUUGUUUUAAAUCUUUCCUGGUAUAAACAGUACAGAGGGGCCACCUCCUCUUGUCACAGUCUCUGUGAUUAUAAAACAUGAAUUUUUGGUAAGUUCAGCUUUCUGGGAAGGCAGGCAGAUUUGGAACCAAAUGCCUGUCUUGGAACAUAUGUGCGUUAUCUUGGUUCAUAUCAAGUCCAGAGCCGACUAAAGGCCUCCACGUCUCCCAGCUCUGUGGGAACGGCCACGGGAGUCCUCCAGUCCUCGCUCAGUGCUGUUGUGAAGCUGCAUGGCGGUCCCUGCCUCUCGUUCACUUUGGUGGAAGAAGCAUUCUGAGAGAUGGUUUUGUGUUCUGAUCAUUGCUUCAUGUUUAGUUUAGUUUUUUUUUUUAAUGUAUCUGCUAUGUGUUUGGAAAUAAAAAAAAGCCCUAUUUUGGUCUAUGAGCUAUUGUGUGGUUUUCUGAAGUGAGGAGUUACCUAGGGAGGGCACGAGGGGAAGAGACAGCAGGGUUAUGGCUGGCUUAUUUUGAUGUUGUUUUUAGACAGGCUUAUGACUGGUGUUUGGGCUUUGGGCUGUGUGUUUCAAGGCUCUUGGCCUCCUAAUCAAAGAACUGGAAAUUGGGCUCAUGCAGAUCUGCAGAAGUAGCAAGAUCCCAUUAUUCAAAGCAAAGCGGGUUGUGCAGGAGGGAGGGUGGGAGGGAGGGGGAGAGAGAGAGAGAGAGAGAGAGAGAGAGAGAGAGAGAGAGAGAGACCUGUUCAAGUUGACAGGGGGUUGGUUACUGUUUGCAAUCUCCUUUCUGGGGCCUAAGGGAAGGAAGGGCUAGUUCCUAGGGGACGUGACUUGGAUGGCUCUCUUUUUUGAUUGACGUAUGAGGUCAUAUAUCCAUCUUUCCUAUUUUAUCUUCCUAUGACGUCCCUGUGAGGUAUCUUCCUAUGAUAUUCCUGUAAUAGCCUAUUAUCCCUUCCUAUGAUGCAUCGGAUUCUAAUCACAAUUGUGCAUAUGGUGAUCAAUGGGGACUCUCCCUAAAAGGUUAGUAGAAGAUACACUUUCCCCUUACUGCAUGUAAUGGUUUGAAUGAGAUUGCUCCUCAUGGGCUCAUUGAAAAGCUUGGUCCCCAGUUACUACAACUGUUUGGGAAGGAUUAGGAGGUGUGGUCUUGUUGAGCAGGUGCAACCCUAUUGGGGGAAAGUGUGUCACUGGGGAUGGGCUUUGAAGUUUCAAAAACCCAUGUCAUUCAAGUUCCUCUCUGACUGUUGCCUGCAGAUCAGAAUGCAAUGCUCUCAAUUACCGCUACAGCGCCGUGCCUGUCUGCUUCCCGUCAGGAUGGCCACGAACUUACCCUCUGAAACUGUAAGCAAGCCCCCAUUUAAAUUCUUUCUUUGGGGGGCUUGAAGAUGGCUCAGAGGUUAAGAGCACUGGCUGUUCUUCCAGAGGACCUGAGUUCAAUUCCCAGCAUCCACAUGGCAGCUCACAAGUGUCUGUAACUCCAGUUCCAGAGGAUCUGACACCCUUGCACAGACAUACAUACAGGCAGAACACCAGUGUGUGUAAAUAUAAAUAAAUCUUAAAACUAAUUCUUUUAUAAAAAGUUGCCCUGGUCAUUGUAUCUCUUUAUAGCAAUAGAACAGUGGCCAAGAAGGUACACAGGCCCCCAAAACUAGUUCAGGCUGGUUGUCCUUCUUUUCUUUAUCCUCAGAUACCCUAGGAAUACACUGGAAGAGAAUUAUCUAAACUUGACUGUUACUAGGAGUUAAGGAACCUAUGCUAUUGUUCAAGGAUGCUUGUAGCCUGGUGCAGACUGGACUGAAGAGGGUCUGAGGUUUCUUGUGUGGUGUUUGGAGAAGGGCAUGUGCUCCUGGUACAUACAGGUGAUGGAGGGAGGCUGCCAAGUGUGUCAUUACAAGACAGGUGGAAAAAAAAAACAAAAGCAAAUGUGAUUCCAGAGUACCAAGCUGUUCAACACUUGCCUGCCUCAGGAUUAUUCCUUGUGCAUGCUGAGGUAGAACCCAAGGCCAGUGCAACACAGGAACCAGAACAAACAUCAGCCCUGGGUGUAUCCUGAAUGUCCUCAGCAUCCUCUAGACUAACCACACACACACAGACACACACAAACACACAAACACACAUGCACACGUGCAUACACACACACACACACACACACACACACACACACACACACACACACACACAAGCUGUUCUGUGUCUGGACACCAGCAAAGAGAACUUGCCUUGAGACCAAUUCCUACUAGCCUUUAUGGAUCAGGACCCUGUACCUCUCUCUGUUCUUGGAUUUGAAGAUCAGUCUUCCCCAGCCACAGUCCUUUGUAAGCUGCAAGCUGGAAAUGGGAAGCAUGAAAGGGAUUGGCUCUCGCAGUGUGAACCACUUGUGCGUGCCUAUACGUGUGUAUGUGCGUAUGUGUGUGCCUAUACAUGUGUAUGUGUGUGCCUGUAUGGGUGUAUGUGCGUUUGUGGGAUCCAGUGCCAGAAAUGCUCUAAAUUGUUCUGAGGUGUAGCCUGGCUCACAUGGCCUAUUUUUUCUAGAUAAAAGAUGCCACCCUGUUCAUAGCAAGAUCCGAGAAGCCAGCCAGUGGCACAGGGCUCAGCACAGGUCAACAGGUACACCUGAGGACUCCCUGUUGCUAGUCAGACUGGAAGACCACACUUCUGACAAGGAAUCCAUUCCUGAGGAGAGCGACUCCCCACCCCCUGCCCAUGCAGUCUGGUCUAAGUCCCACAGAUAUUCUCAGAAGGAUUCUCGUGGGUCUUACAGCAGGAAUCAGGCGGCCCCUCACCUCUAACUAGUCAAGAACGACGACGAUGAUUAAGUAUGUUGCAAGAACUUCGCCUCAUGGGGUUCUCCACCCUGGGCUUCUGUGUGGAAUUGGUUCUGGGGCUCUGUUAGGAAGGUUUUCACUGCAGAGGAUCCUUCUAUGAGUCACUAACCUUGGUGUGAAAACGGUUUUGGUAAGAAAGCUGGACCAGACCCUCUUUCCAUUUCACACCUUUUGGACAUUCCAUUUGCUGUAAAAGUACACAUCACAUCCGCACGCAUGCGCGAGCGCGCGCUUUCUAAUUCUACCAGGAAUGCUCGCGUGCCUGGCUGGGUGAUUCACGCGGGUUUAUGACUGUGUAUUGUGGUUUUUUCCUCCUAAGUCAGGUGUGAAACAGUUCUUUCUGCUUUUAUCCAUGGCUCCCAAAUCCCAGCAGUGACGAGUUUUCACGGGGAAGGCUCAUCCUCUUCUUGUGGACCCCUGACAAGAACGUUACGCAGCUCCUUGGCCUCUCCUGUCGUGGGUCCCUGCCAGCUCUGGCUGCCUCUGGGACCUUCUGUACACUGCUGCCCUAGAUUGGGCACCCUGAGCAGAGAUCAACAACUUGCUGGGAACGCCCAUAGCUGGCUGGAAGGCCUUGUGAUUGGCUGGCUUGGCUCUCUGCCCUGGUCUGCCUGUAGCCUCCACUACCAGAUUCUCAUCCAGUUUCUCUUCUACCACUACCAGAGGGUUCAUCCACUGAAGAGUGUAAAGGGAAAUUGCUUAAAAUUGUUCUGAGCCACAGCCUGGCUCACGCUGCCUGUGCAUGUGUGUGCUUCUCGGCCUUGAGCAUGUGCAAGUCAUUGAAGCCCCAUUUCCUUUGGAAGGUGGCAAUAAGGUAACAAAAAGAAGACUUUUUUUUUAGAGACGCCAAAGUGCAGUGUGUGUUCUGGAUUGCAUCCCGGAACAGCAAGAGGCCAUUAGAGGAAGCCAGGGAAAUGUGGCUUGGAGUUCAGUUCCCUUAACUCCAAGGUGCUGUGUUAAUGUCCUCUCGGUUUUGAUGGAUGCCCGCGGAGCCAGCAGAGGCUGGGUGAAGCUCGCGGGAACUCUGUGCUGUUAUUGCAGUCUUUCUCAAAUCACUCCGAAAUUAAAACUUUAUUUUUUUAAACGUG
Rattus norvegicus (Norway rat) is the source of this 14051-nucleotide messenger RNA. NCBI's taxonomy places the organism in Eukaryota, Metazoa, Chordata, Mammalia, Rodentia, Muridae. The record is from RefSeq and is a predicted model, not a curated record.